Molecule: messenger RNA, 704 nt
Organism: Neocloeon triangulifer
Lineage: Eukaryota; Metazoa; Arthropoda; Insecta; Ephemeroptera; Baetidae
Product: C-type lectin domain family 7 member A-like
Exons: 6
Coding region: 74-643 (189 amino acids)
Source: RefSeq, a predicted model, not a curated record
UGCGCGUCGGCUUGAGAGCUUGUUUCGGUCAUUCGCACAGCAAGAGUCACGAGAUUAAGAGGUUCUUGAGAAGAUGGUCCGCCUUUGGUUGUUGCCUUUGUUGGUGGUCGCCACCGUCCUGGCCAACGAACCCCAGCAAAUCGGAAAACCAAUCAAGAAUCUGGAAGUUGGUGGAAAGCCGGGGGAAAAUUCAACAACUGCUGAGGCCUUUGAACCCACAUUAUCGCCCGAAUGCAUCCUCGCCCGAUCAUCUUCAUUGACUGAGCUGACGAACGGAAAAAAGUACCUGUUUAUAAAAUCACACGGAAAUUGGACCGAGUCGAGGGAUAAAUGCGCCGAGUUGGGCCUUCAUUUGGCAGUCCUGAAGGACCGAAAAGACCUGAAAGUGCUUGAGCGCAAGGUCAACCAAUUCACUGACUUCAGCUGGUGGGUUUCGGCCAAGGACGAGGGAAGCGACGGCCAACUGGACUUCCGUUGGCACGACGGGUCCAAGUUGGAGCAAAACAGCAAUUUCUGGGACGAGGGAACCAACAAGACCCUCGGAUGCGUCGAGCUCAGGGCCAUGGGAAACAAACUGAGCGGCAAAAAGUGCAGCUACAAAUACGGGAAUUCCGUCUGCGAGCUGCCAAGUGAAUGCUACUGAAAGCAAUUCUAGAAAUUAUUGUUGAGAAAUAAAUUUUAUGAAAUGUACUUUUUUUUCAAAA